CUGUGAUUUCUUGUUCAGUUAAUUGCAGGACGUUAACCGUUCAACUUCUGUCUACUUUUAUAUCUUUAAGUGACUCGAUUUUAUUUUUAUUUAAUCAGAAAUGUCUGGUAUUUGCUGGCAACAUUGCAAUGGAGAAGGUCCAUUCCCAGAAAAGAUGGUUCGAGGUGGAGUCGAUGCUGACGGAUCAAUUAUCUACAUUGGACGUGCUUUCCAUAACGGUGAUAUGAUCCCAGCUAAAGUCAUUCCAGAUAAAAGUAUGGCAUACGUCUGUUAUGGUGGAGAAGAGAUUGAAAAGGACGAUUUUGAAAUUUUACGUACUGGAGAUUUUGUUUGGGAGUUCUGCACAAAUGGAAAUGUCCCAGAAGGAGCUGUUCGUUGUGGUCAGACUGCAGAUAAUGAAAUAUUGUAUGUAGGAAGAUGCUUGUAUUCAGGAACACAAACACCAGGCAAGGUUCAACCGUCACACAACUGUCUAUACAUCCCAUUCGAUGGUGCAGAAGUUCCAGUUACCGAUUACGAGGUCUUGUGCAUGAAAUAAACAACUUUUAAUCUUUCAAACCAGUUCCAUGCACAACAAUUCUAUCAACUCUUCCGGACUGAGUUUAAAGUACACGAACAAGCAAUUAAUCACUAUACAAAAUGUUAAGAACGGCAAAAAAUAGCCAAAUGUACUUGAUGACUUACGAAUUAUACUGUUUUGAUGACUAGUCACGCUGUUUUCACUUAAUUUUUACUCUAAACUGUUUAAUAA
Messenger RNA from Chironomus riparius, 751 nucleotides. Lineage: Eukaryota; Metazoa; Arthropoda; Insecta; Diptera; Chironomidae. The record is from the annotation of a GenBank genome assembly.